GUGUCUUUUUUGUUGUGUCCAGGACAUGUGCACAGCUGAAGCAACUGCAUCUUUGCUCCAAGCAGAAGAAACCUUCUCGGCAUGCCUGGCACGGAUAGAUGCCCUCAUCCUCAAGCCUUUGCUCCAGGCAGAGCCUCAUGACCAGAAAGGAAAGGACAAUUUUAAACUGUUACUUCUGCUGAAUGAUCGAUUUCAAGCUCUCUGGAACUUCACAGAAGAAAAUUACCGGAUACUCAAACAAAAAUGCAACACUUCUGAGUCAUUCUGCAUCCAAGACUUUUACACUGUCUGGAAAGGAGACCUGUUUCUCAGCCUCUACAUUCAGUAUUUUGUCACGUUUGCAAAUUAUGUUGUAGUCUACGGCUUUGAACAUGCUACAAAGAGCAAAAGUGAAGCCUGGAAGCACCAUAAGACAGUGCUGAAGCAAUUCCUCACAGACUUCACCUCUGAGUCCUCCAUGUCUCUGGCCUUGUACACUGUACUUCACAAGCCAAUCCGGGAUCACGUUGAGCGAUAUGUGCUGCUCCUUACCAAGCUGAACGAGGCUCUGAAAGAGGGCCCUGAAAAGGACUUAGUUACCAGUGCUAUCAAGGAGUAUGUGAAGCUUGAGUCCUUCAUCAGCCAAGUCCUGGAUGAGGCUUGUUUUACCAAGGCCUUAUGGAAAUCCCUGGGCUACAAAUUCACGGACAUGCUCUGUGUUCCCGAAAGGCGGCUGCUGGAAGACAGCAAAAAUCUUCCCAUUUCUGCCAGCACGAAUCGAUCGGACCGAAUUCUGCUCUUUGAUGAUGUCCUUGUGCUAAUUCAGGGGAACAGCUUUCAGAGUUUUGAUCUGAAGCUUGUAUGGGUGGACAAAAGCUGGAGGGAGAAGUCGGCUCCUGGAGUGUAUGUCCUCCGCAUUAUUACACCAGAAGAAACAUUCUUUCUGACUGCAAAAGAUCCUCAGAUGAAGGCUGUUUGGCAGUGGAAGUUGAACCAAGCCAUCCGCCAGGCUCUCAAUGGGAAACGUGAUUUCCCCCUGUGGGGCAAGACCGGGGAAGGCACCGAGCCUCCGUCCUGCCGCUUCUUCAGCUACGUCUUCAAGCUGGAGGGCAAGUUCAAGAGCGCAACCUACGAGGGCGAAUGGCACUGGGGAAAGCCACAUGGCAAGGGGACACUGAAGUGGCCUGAUGGUCGGAACCACGUUGGAGAUUUCAAAGAAGGGUUGGAGCAUGGGUUUGGAAUAUGCCUUGUCCCACGUCGAUCCGAAGACCGGUAUGACUGCUACAAGUGCCACUGGUCCCAGGGCAAGAUGAGAGGCUAUGGAAUCUGUGAGUAAGUAAAGCAUGAGGAU
This is a messenger RNA of Tinamus guttatus (white-throated tinamou), 1330 nucleotides long. NCBI's taxonomy places the organism in Eukaryota, Metazoa, Chordata, Aves, Tinamiformes, Tinamidae. The record is from RefSeq and is a predicted model, not a curated record.